Molecule: messenger RNA, 1363 nt
Organism: Lampris incognitus (smalleye Pacific opah)
Lineage: Eukaryota; Metazoa; Chordata; Actinopteri; Lampriformes; Lampridae
Gene: crym
Product: crystallin, mu
Exons: 8
Coding region: 13-999 (328 amino acids)
Biological process (GO): thyroid hormone metabolic process
Cellular component (GO): cytoplasm
Molecular function (GO): thyroid hormone binding
Source: RefSeq, a predicted model, not a curated record
GCGGUGGCAGCCAUGGCCGAGGCCCCCGUGUUCGUCAGCAGGUCCGGAUGUGAGGGUGUGUUGCGGUUCGCAGACCUGAUGCCUCGCCUGGAGGAAGCGCUCGUCAGGUUUUCCAGCCGCGCCGGCGCAGAAGUGCUGCAGCCGCUGCGCAGCUGCGUCCCUCUGCAGAAGCAUAACGGGUUUUUGGGAGUGAUGCCUGCAUACGUGGAGCGUGAUGGACUUCUGUGCACAAAGCUGGUGUGUUUCUACAACAGGGAGGACGGCUCGGCGCUGCCGUCCACGCAGUCCACAGUCCUGCUGUUUGAUCCGGAGCUUGGGAACGUCAAAGCUGUCAUGGAUGGAGAGGUCAUCACAGCCAUGAGGACUGCUGCAGCCUCCGCCAUCUCGGCCAAAUUGCUGAUGCCGGCUGGAGCGGAGGUGUUGGCCAUCCUUGGCACCGGGAACCAGGCCCUCAGCCACUACAACGCCUUCACGGAAAUGUUUUCAUUUAAAGAGGUGCGUGUGUGGAGCAGGAGUAGAGAGAGAGGAGAGCGGUUCAACCGCUCUGUUGGAGGCUCUGUGAAGCUGUGUGUGUCUGCAGAGGAGGCGGUGAGGGGAGCAGACGUCAUUGUGACGGUGACCAGAGCCACCCAGCCAGUCGUCUUCGGAGCCUGGGUCAAACCAGGAGCCCACGUGGCAGCGGUGGGAGCAUGCAGGCCAGACUGGCGUGAGCUGGACGAUGUGCUGAUGAAGGAGGCGGUGGUGUAUACAGACAGCAGGGAGGGAGCCAUGGCUGAGUCUGGAGACGUGAUUCUGUCUGGGGCAGAAGUGUUUGCGGAGCUCGGAGAGGUUCUUCAUGGAACGAGACCGGCUCACAGAGAGAAGACCACAGUAUUCAAAUCUCUUGGAAUGGGAGUAGAGGACGCAGUGUCUGCUCAGCUGGUGUUUGAACAGUGGAAGUCCAGAACCGACCAACUGUCAAGAAAACUGGAUGAUCCAGUGGCCAUGGAGAAGAUCUAAAGAGGCUUGAAUUGCAUUUUUGCUUUUGAUUCACUAAAUUAACAUCACAAUGAGAAGAAGUCUAUAUACUGAUCCAAAAAGGAGCCCCUAUCAACUCCUCCAUACAGUGGAGGCCUCCUCGCAGGAUCUCUGACUCUUUCCCCCCCAAUCUCAACUUGUUUUCAUGACAGACCUUCCUUAUCCAUAAACCGAUGUGCCAGAUUAAGACCUGCACAGGGAGGAGGUGCCUUUACUGUGCAGGUCAGUCCACUGAAAUGAAAGACAGCAGAUGAUUUUAAAUGAAUUUUAUUUGCUUUUUAAAAAAAUUCAGCAGAUUACUACUAUAUUAUGUCAAAAAUAAAAUACAUUUAGCAAGGAGAUAAAA